UAAGUUUAUCUCAGUUGUAUAAAGGUGAGUUUUAAAGCUUUUUACACGCUUAAUAAUCGUUAUCGUAAACAUAUUGAAUUCCUACGAACGUAUUGGAACAACAGUGAAUGGUCAGUUUCGGCUUUCUCAGGGAGGAGUCCAUGAUAAUAGCAUGUUUGUCAUCUUCUGUUUGAUAUAUUUCUGUUAAUUCGUUUGAGUGUCACACAAAUCCUUCCAGGAUGGGGAAUAUGUUUGCAAAUUUGUUCAAAGGCCUGUUUGGCAAAAAGGAAAUGAGAAUACUGAUGGUUGGUCUUGAUGCUGCUGGAAAAACCACUAUUUUAUAUAAACUAAAAUUAGGAGAAAUUGUAACCACAAUCCCAACUAUUGGAUUUAAUGUUGAAACUGUUGAAUAUAAGAACAUAAGUUUCACAGUCUGGGAUGUUGGUGGUCAAGACAAAAUUCGACCCUUGUGGCGGCAUUAUUUUCAAAAUACUCAGGGGCUCAUUUUUGUUGUAGACAGUAAUGAUAGGGAACGUAUUGGUGAAGCGCGAGAAGAACUGAUGAGAAUGCUGGCAGAAGAUGAAUUAAGGGAUGCAGUUCUUCUUAUUUUUGCAAAUAAGCAGGAUCUGCCAAAUGCCAUGAAUGCAGCUGAGAUAACAGACAAACUCGGCCUACACUCAUUGCGCAAUCGCAACUGGUACAUUCAAGCGACGUGUGCGACCUCAGGCGAUGGUCUAUAUGAAGGCCUCGAUUGGUUGUCGAACCAACUGAAGAAUGCCAACCGCUAG
Nezara viridula (southern green stink bug) is the source of this 767-nucleotide messenger RNA. The record is from the annotation of a GenBank genome assembly. NCBI's taxonomy places the organism in Eukaryota, Metazoa, Arthropoda, Insecta, Hemiptera, Pentatomidae.